UUCCAUUUCAUUUCCCACACGAAAACUGAACACAGUUGCAGGCCACAGUGCAAAGUCGGAAAAUAUGAAGCUUUUUUGUCAGGUUUUCAUCCUUCUGUGUCUCGCAAGCGUUGCUUUUGGGGUGUUUAGCAAACAAAUUGCAUUUUAUGGUGACGAUUUUGUUUCAUUUGACUUGAACACGAUGCCUUGGUUUGCGCACAGGCCAAAGAUAAUCAUGAAACACAUCAUCAACUUUCGCUUUAUGACUGUUCACCCAAAUGGAAUGCUGAUUUACAUGGGCGGUGAGGAGGAAAAGAGCGAUUUUAUAAUGAUAAAUCUUGUACACGGAAAGUUAAGGUAUGAAAUGUUUAAUUAACAAUGUUUAUUUUAAUGAAAGUUUUGACAAAACAACGAUGGAGGUCGGUCACCGUAGACGUACAAGGAAAUUAGUUAACAGUAGACUCGCGAGAUGUUCGUAAAUAGACAAAAAGUGUUAAAAAUGCUCAAAAUUUGAAGUAAAAAAAACAUGAUCAAAUAGUAGUGCUGUGAUGUGAACAACUAACGCGUUUUGAACUUGUUUCUUGACCAUGAAUGUAGAUUUUUGCAUUAAGUGGUCUGCCCCCGCUAGAGCUCAAAGUUCAUAUUUGUACCCAAUUUUCGACUUAAUAACAGGUUAUUUCACAGAGCUGUAAAGAGCACCAUCUGUGCUCGGUUUAGCAUUGAUUAACCAAACUAGGAUCCUGGUCUUUCUUUUUAUCCUGAUUUUACACAUUAAUGUUUAUGUUUCUAAAGGCACGGUUAUGUUCCCUCUUUCGCUAUAUACGAGAAACCUCAAUCCUAGUGCUUUUCAAUUUUCAGUCAUUAUCAGAAAUUGAAUGUAAACCAGAAUUUUCAUGACCUUGCAUUUAUGAAGCUUUUUAAAAGCAUUUUGGUCAUAAAUUUUUUGUGGUCUUCAAGUUUGACAAUACCGCGUGAAAUAAUGUUAUUAAACCUUGGUGCUAAAGUAAUUUUGUACUGCUAAUACUAAAACGUUCAAUUGACAAAAUUGAGCAAAGUACCUUUGCUAAUACCUUGAAGAGAGAAAGAUAGUUUACCUUGAGGAAAGGAAGGUUGCUUGCUCGGUUUUUUGUUUUGUUUUGUAAACUGUUUGUGUGUGGGUUGGGGGUUGGGGGCCCGGGGGGGGGGGUACUUUAGAAAUUUCUGGGUGGGGAUGUGCCGCUGGUACCCUGGAACCCUUAACCUAUACCAGAGCUAGUUCAGCUGAAUUUUGCCACCCUAUACUAGAGUAAACUCCCCAAAUCCCCCCUAUCCUAGAGUAGCUGUUUUCCAUAAACUACUGAGGUCACUAGCAUAGUCUAGCCAAAACAAGCUGAGUUGUGUAAAUUUCAAAUUUCAAAUUUGAUUUUUUUAUAUGUUUGAGUGGCAAUUCCCCGUUUCCCUACUCCAGAUAAAAUCUUCAACCAACUGAUCAGUUUCCUGAAAAAUGAUACCCUAUUCUAGACCCAAACACUCUGAUUUAUAUACCCUAUCCCAGAGUAAACUGCUUGAAAACCAUACCCUUCACAGCGGCACAUACCUAUAUAGCCCAUAUAUGGCAGUGCCCCCCCCGGGGUUGGGGGGGGGGUGUUGCAUCGGCGACUUUUCUUGAUGGUCAGAUCUAACUGAAGACCUGGGAGAGGCUGGGAUUUGUAGGAAAAGACACUUUGAAGCAUUGUAAUGAGACAAAAAAGUCAGAAUCGGGGCUCUAACUGUGGUCAAAAAAUAUACAACACAGCUGGGUGCUUACGUAGUUACAUAGUAAGACUGUCCUAACUCUUUACUGAUUAGUGCUUCUGUUCAGCGGCCGCGACGAAUUCGAAACUGGACUCUUGUAUCACUACGCUUUACAAAAAGCAGACUAUCCAGUCCAUACAUUGAUAGACAUUGAGCAAGAAACUGAACAACUUGAAUGAUCUACUAUCACUGUUUCCUAGUAUUUUGAGAAAUUGUCACAGGGGGCGUUUAUUCGAGAGGGGAUGUUUAUUAGAGAGAGGCGUCUAACUUAAAGGCGUUACCUAAUGGGCGUUUAUUAAACAAGAGGCGUUACUUGAGAGAGGGCGUUUAUUACACUUUAUGCUUUUUACUACAUUGGUAAUCCUGUGGUGUUUGGCCUUUCUCCUGCAGAGUCACAGUAAACCUUGGUGACAACAAUCCUUCCCAAGUAGGGGAUCUCUGGAUAGACAACCUUUCUGAUAAUACUUGGUACAUGGCAUUGGUAGCUCUAGAUGGACGUAACUUAAGAGUAAAGAUUGAUAAAAAGAAUUAUUUGCUUAAGCUGAAAAGUGAACACACCAGGUUGGAUAUAGAGGGCUUGACGUAUAUCGCAGGACUAACCACAGGCAUGACCAACAAUCUGCGAGAGUAUAAGCCUUCGCCACCCUUCAAGGGCUGCAUUGAAGCUGUAAGCUACAGCGACAGAAGAAUUUUUCCCAGAGAAAACAAAAACAGGAAGCUCUUAAAGGGAUAUACAAAGCACGGCUCCCCCAAAGUCCUUGGCUCGCGAUCCACGUGCAGACGUCUGAAAUUGAAGACGCUAAGCUUUGGAUACCCUGAAGCAUAUCUCAAGUUCGCCUCGUCGGGUAGAAUCAACCUGAACGUACGGUUCCACUUUCGCACGUAUUUGGCAAACCAGAUUUUAGUAUCGAAGGGUAAUGAACUUGGGCGAUUUUCUUUCGUCCAUGUUUCUAUGGUUAAAGGAAAAGUAUUUCUUAAAGUGAGGACAUCUCUUGGCGGUAUUGUACAACCGCUUUACUCUAAAAAGCAAUUGAAUGACGGUUAUUGGCACGAUCUGUCAGUUGUUGUGAAUGAGACAUUGAUAAAGCUAGCUGUUGAUAACGAAGCGCCGUUGGUGCAUUUUAAUCCGAGCCUGAAUCAAUCUGUUAACGAAGAAGAGGACCUGACCAUGUUCAUUGGCUUCGCUCGAAAGGCAACUAUGCCAUCCUUCAUCGGUUGUAUUUAUGGUUUAAGUGUCGACGGCGAAAAUAUUGUUUUCACUAAAAUAAGCCCGACAAGCAAGUCCGGUGCGCUGCAUAACUUCUGCUACCUUUCAAGCCCUUGUUUCCCUAAUCCCUGCUUACAUCAUGGUAAAUGCAUCGAAACACGGUCUGGUGGAUUUAACUGUGACUGUCAAAGCACGUUUUACAGAGGGCGCUUUUGCGAAAAACCCAUUUAUCGAAGGACCUGCCAGGACUACAAAGAUCUUGGUCUAUCUGGUGACGCCAACUGUAUAGUGGAUUUAGACGCUGGAGGUCCCUUGAAACCAAUUACGGUCCUGUGUAAUGUUACGGAACAAGGGAAUGCCGUUACAAUUGUCGGGCAUAACAAAAUUGGUCUUCAGAGGGUGAAUGCAACGAAAAUGUUCUUUCCAAAAAGAGGCUAUUUUCACUCUGUGAGAUACCCAUCGCCGAUGAAGGAGAUCAGAGCUUUGAUCAACCGGAGCGAGCUAUGCGUUCAGUAUGUUGGCUUCAAGUGUUUUGGUUCCAAAUUGCUGCAGUCAGCAAUAGGCCCACAUCAGGUUACGUUUAAAGGAAUAAGGUCGUAUAUAGCGCCUGAAAACUGGCCAGACCCGUCUUCAGGCAACAACAACUGCUCGUGUAGAGUAAACGGAACAUGCGCACUUCCUGAAAUGUCUUGUUACUGCGAUAUUGGAGACGAAACCUGGAGAGAAUAUGAAGGUAUGAAACCUUUUGUUAUUUUGUUAUAUUUGAGUUUUAAUUCGUGACAGGGGAACAAAAAGGACAAUGCAUAGGCAGAAUUGAAAGGCGGAAGCAGAAGGGGACCUUGUUCAAUUACUAGUACAAGUAGCAAAAAGCAGGUGGUAUUAGAGAGCUUAAACUUCACGUAUACGGCAAACGGCAAACGGCAGAUCCAAGCUGAGAAUUUCUCAAAACAGAAAAUGAGCAGACAAAACAAGCUCAAAACAAUUCGCAUGGAUAAAAAAUUUCUGAAAGCUUCUAAUUUAUGUGUAGAAAUAAUGAACAGUGAACGACAAGUAAAGGGGAAACUUGGUCACGUGGUACAAAUUCACGUUUGCCGUUUGACGUAAACAUGAUGCUUAACCUCUUAAUUAGGUAAACUUUUCUCCUGAUAGCGCUUAAUAUGGCGUUGCUGUGCAAGUUUAAAAGUGUGCCGCAACCGCUGCAUGUAGUGUUGCUAAAAGGCCGGCCCGUUUCAUGGUUACACAACUCAAUUGCAGUGAGAAUUAAUUCGGCAUGGCACUGAACCAAACGAUGUACUUAUCAUCAUUUUUUAUGAGCUGAAAAUCUUCUCUUCUUGGUUGUCCUAUGAUAAAAUCCAAUUCCGAUUUUGCUUUUUGAAAGGUUACGUCACCGACAAGUCCGCCAUGCCAAUCACCGUGGUUGAGUUUUUAGAAUCAGCUUCCCAGUCGUAUUUCACCGUGGGACCUUUAACGUGCUAUGGGACAUCAACCAACUAUGCCAAUAACAGUUCAGAAAAUACGACACGCGAGUUGCAACACGAAGCAGCGCGCUAUUUCAAGUCCUUGUGCUUUGCGAUCAACCCCACUACGGACGCUAACGUCCAACCUCGUUCCAGUGUCCCACAACCACAUCGUAUUCCGAUAUUUACGAGAAGUCAAGCUAAAUUUUCAAUAGGAAUGACCGCUUCAGUUGAUUCAACUGGUACAUUAGCAUCAACCACUGUGAAAGCCACAACGAAGAUCCAAAAGUCGAAGGAAAUUCCUGUCCAUACAAGUACCCUUCCGACUGUUUUCAAUGAAGAAGUGAUCCAAACUGUUUUUGAUGAUGGCGGUUUGGCAGAAGCUACUGCAAGCAGCACUGUUUUGCAGUUUUCCACGGAGAAAUCUAACUCGGACCCUCCAUUAAACAAAACCCAAACCUUAGGCGGGUCGCCGAACGGUAAACCAACAACGGAUGGCCAGAAUUUGACAUUUUCUUGGCAACUUGUGGUGACGGUAAUACUUCUUGCAGUUGUAUCUAUAAUGCUUGUGUCUUUGGUUGUCUACUGUGUCAAGAAACGUGGCAUAAGGUGCACAUCAGCUGGGUUCCGCUGUUUAAAGAAGGCUGAAAAGACUGACGAUCACGGCUUUGUUGAAAUGAGGCCAGGAUCACAGGCUCGAAAAUCGGAAUCACUUGAUCCGCGUCGAUCUAUCGCAGCUGGUGGUUAUAAUGUGAGGGCAGGCAUUAUUCUCUAUGGUACUCAUGAGAAAUUUUGAACAACUCAAGGAGCGAACCAGGAAGGUAUUGGUCAUAACGAAUCGACAACAAUAUUUCAUGGUCUGUAUUCUUAUCGACCAUAGAAAUGACGUCAAUGUGUUCAAAACUUUGCAGUGGAAGCACGCUUCGCAGUCGAGUGGUUUUACUGUAAAGUUUUGAAAAUGUUGACGUCAUUUCUUUGGUCGAUAGGAGUGCAGCCCAUGAAAAAUUGUUGUCGAUUUGUAUUGUACAUGAUAACAUUGACAGGUUUGAUGUCAAUUUUCCUUGCCUCUGUUCUCAUAUCAAACAUAGCUCUCGACCAAACAGCGCGCGAAAAAUCGCUCAGUUAUUGUAAAGUUCAAAAUUGCACCCGAGACUGAUUUGGGAUUCUGUAGGAUUGUACUAUGCAGGGCAGAAAAAAAAACUGAAAUCCGGCUGCCCAGUAGGCAAGUAAAUUUCAUUUUUCACAUGCCCCAUUUAAAUAUUACUUGCGCAACGAGAACACAAUGCCUUAUUAUCUAUUGUUCUAGGUCACUGUCCUUAAUAAGUUUUAGUUUAUCGAAAAUUGUGUAAGUUAACUAGUAAUACUACUGGAUUUGACGAAUAUGGUGAAUGGAGGAGUAACGGGAGCAAGCAAAUGUACACUUGGAUUUUAAACUAAUUCGUGUUUCGGCAACUAAUCGUACUGUCACUCAUCUUGCAGUCUUCAAUUUGAGCCUUCAGUAUGGAUAUCAUUUACCGAGCUGACUCACAUAAGGACCACUAAGGCUAAAUACACUUGCCCAUUGGGCCACCAAACCGACGUAUAUUUUUACUUGCCCAAGGUCAAAAUUUACUCAGUUGCCCCGGGCAAUCGGACUUAGGUUUUUUUCUGCCUUGCUAUGGGACUGUGUUGGGGGAUAAAAUGUAGUCGUAUUACUUGAGAAGACCGCUGGCUUCCCCCAAACAGUCCCAUAAUACAAUUCGACUCAUCACCGACUCAGUCUCACGCGUAGCUUCAAAAUCAGCAAAUUUGCCAUUUUAGAAACGAGAAGGAAACUGGGCCGAGUUUACUUGCGCAAAGACUUCUGGGACUUUAACCAGAGACAAGGGAAAAAAUUGGCCAUUUUGGCGCGUCUCCAGUAACGGUCCAAGUAACAAUGGCGUGACGCAUUUCGACUUCAGAUCCCUUAUAGUUUCUAAAAGAAAACUGCUUAAUUCCUUAUAGCCUGCGAAAACAUCCGUUUCUCCUCGCUCUUCGCCGCUGGGGACGUUUCGCGAGGAGGAACGUCUGCGACUCAGCGACAUAAAUUUCAUACUGAUGACGCAAAUCAAUGUUUACAUAAUGAAUCCGGUAGUCAUGGGGUUCUAAAUAUAAAUGUGUCCAAUUUUGCGUGUCUCCUGGUCGAUUUUGGUGAAGUGUUGUGUUCGUCUGCCAACGAGCUCCAGCAAGACUCAAAUGCUUCUUCUAGAUACUGGGACUAUAUUCCACAAAUAUUGACUGUUUACUAGAGAUUCUUCGCGUUUACAUUUGACCUUUGUGGCCUUCUGUCUUUUGUCUAUCAUUCGUAAACAAUAGCUAAAACAAUGUAACUACUCCGUCGACCAAUCAGCGCUUCUGACCGAAUUCCGGACAGAUUUUACGUCAUGAGUAUGGAAUUUCUGUCUCUAAGUCGCAGACGCUCCUCGCGAAACGUCCGCAGCGGCGGAGAGCGAGGAGAAACGGAUGUUUUCGCAGGCUAAAUUCCUUAGCGUAGCCUAGAAGUGUUUCUUUUGAAAAGGUUACCUGGAAGCGCAAUACAUUAUCAUGUCAAAACUUGAGGGAAUCAUUUUAGAGUUUGAUAAGUAAGAAGGCUAACUAUCAGGAGAAUUUUUUAAUGUUAAAUAUGCAUCGGUAAGAAGUCACACUAAUCUUUGACUCUUCCUCGACAGCUUGAUCUCAAAUGAUGACAAGAAAGGAAGAUUUACGUUGUGUUGGUAGAAUAUUUAACCACUUCAUUAGUGAAAAAGUAGAUGCAUUCAUUUUAAGUUCGUAAUGCCUAGACUAACUUCUUGGCGGGGAAGGCUGAGGUUGUUAUGCUAAUCAGACGCAGAAAAAAAUUCUGAAGAACGGAAAGAAAAAAAUUCUUUCUUCUGCUCGAUGCCCACCCUCAUCCCCUUCACAAGCAGUAACAUUCAGUUACUGAUGAGUACCUUGCAUACUUUGCAAACGUUAUGUAUGCAAUAAAUUUCUCAUAUUCCUGUUUUGACGAGACCAAAACCCCAUUCCCAGUGUCUCCCUUCUCACUGUGUCAAAGAGACCCUGGGAACAAGGUUGGGUAAGACCGCUGAAUGAAGGACUGAUUCCCGCUGGAUUUUCCAAUUAUAAUGUUCAUAUUAUAGUGGUAACAUUACCCUAACUCAAGUAAGGACAAGAAGGAUUUAUGCUUCGAAAGUAUCUUUGUAACUUUAGUUUCCUGUUUUACAAUUUUUUGAACGAGAUUGGUUAUAAAUGAUAUCGAUCUGUACGAGGCUCCUUUCAAGAAUUGUUUAGUCG
Messenger RNA from Porites lobata, 7707 nucleotides. The record is from the annotation of a GenBank genome assembly. NCBI's taxonomy places the organism in Eukaryota, Metazoa, Cnidaria, Anthozoa, Scleractinia, Poritidae.